AAAUAAUCUGAUGUAUUUAUGGUCAAUUAGAUUCCAUUUUAACUGUUUUUAGUUUUACUUCUAAUUGUAUAAGGAGUUCAAAUAGAUAUUCCAAUAUUGAUUUUAUAUAUUUAUUAUUCUUUCAUGAUAUUCGUUUAUUAUUUUUAUGAAUUUAUCUAUUUUAUUGAAAAAAUUCAUUAGUAAUCCUAAUAAUACUAUGUUUAGAAGGUUUUUUUAUUUUUUAUAUUGGGUUAACAUAUGGCCUGAAAUUUUUGAUCUAUAACAUCAUGGACAAUCUUUUCGAUCUAUAACAUCAUGGCCUGAACUAUACACCAAAGUAGAGAAAUUGGCCAAACCCGAAUAUUGACAGUCAUCUUGGACGGUCAAAUGCGUUGACUAACGGUCAACGCGCCAGGUUAGCACGUUUCACUUAAAAAAAUUAUAUUUUCCACCUAUUAAGUGAAAGGUGUUGACGUGGCGCGUUGACCGUUAGUCAACGCGUUUGACCAUCCAAGAUAACGGUCAAUUUUCGGGUUUGACCAAUUUCGUUACUUUGGUGUAUAGUUCAGGCCAUGAUGUUAUAGAUCGAAAAAAUUGGUCAGGAUGUUUAUUAUGUGAAAAGCUCAGGUCAUACAAAUAUAUUAACCCUUUUAUAUUAGAUAAUACUUGUUGAAAUAUAGUUUUGGAUGUUUUAAAAAAAUUUGGGUACUAAAAGAUAAUUAAAAUUUUUGACUGGAUAAAAAACUAGACGUAUGCACGUUUUGGUGAGUUUAAUGUAACCAACGCACUAUUCAAUUCAAAAUUAAAUGGUAUGUAUGACCUAACUCUCGAAUUUAAGUGGUGCUCGAUAUAUUUUCCUCAUGAGAAAACAUAAAUACACGAGCCCAGUGGGAAAUCCACCGUCGGCGGUGGUCCUCGCGACUUUUACCACAACCUCCCCUCGAUGUCCAUUCAUAUAGCUGCAGGGAGAAGUCAAAGCCAGAACCGGGAAACCGGCCAGUCCCCGACCCGACACCAUAUCUGACCACCAUUCUCCUCCUUCCCUUUUCUCGUCAAAAUAAAAUAAAAGAAAUGACUGCCACUCUGCCAUACAAAACCAACUUUCCUUUCCUUUUCUCUCGGUAUUUAAUUUCAAAAAGGCUCUGGGCUCUGGCUUUUAUCGAUACUGCCACAUCACAUCCUCCAUUACCUAGCUGUUCCUUCCCUUCUCUCUCUCUCUCUCGUCUCUCCCCGCCACACAGCUCGCUCACUGAUUCAUAAAUCGGCUGAGCGAGCUCCGACCAGCAAAACCUCCGUCUCCCGCUUUCCCCGUCCUAACACUUCCCACACUCAUUUACUCACCAUCGUUGCUGCUCAAAUACAGCCGCCGCCGCUGACCGUCCUCUCGAUCUACCUUUGACUUCCCAAUUCCCCUUCUCCAGUACAACAACUGCCGAAACAAACAUAUUCCCCCCCAAAUCUAACCCACCUUUCCAUAUUGAUACACGGACGUCGCUCUCUUCCCCCACAAUAACCGCCGACGAUGUUCCUUUCCUUUUCCGCCAUCCUCCCUUACCUCUUCUCUUCCCUAAUCCUCCUCGCCCUAAUCGAGCAGAUCUCCUACCUCUUCAAGAAACGCCACCUCCCGGGGCCGACUUUCGUCCUCCCUUUCCUCGGCGGCGCAAUCUCCGUCGUCACCAAUCCCACCAAAUUCUGGGACGCCCAAUCCGCCUUCAGCGCCUCCCUCGGCUACUCCGCCAACUACAUCGUCGGCAACUUCAUUCUCUACAUACGCGACUCCAAUCUCAGCAACCUGAUUUUCUCCAAUGUCCGGCCCGACGCCUUCAAGCUCGUCGGGCACCCGUUCGGCAAGAAGCUCUUCGGUGAGCACAAUCUCAUCUACAUGUUCGGCCAGGACCACAAGGACCUCCGCCGUCGGAUUGCCCCCAAUUUCACCCCGCGCGCCCUCUCCACCUACACCGACCUUCAACAGAUGAUAAUCCUCAAGCACUUGAAGCAGUGGGAGGAGCUCUGCUCUCGGGACCCGACCCGGCCCAUCCCGCUCCGCCUCCUCGCUAGGGAAAUGAAUCUUGAGACCUCUCAGACCGUCUUCGUCGGGCCCUAUUUGAAGCCCCAGGAUCGGGCCAGGUUCAGGGAGGAUUACAAUCUGUUCAACGUCGGCUCGAUGAGCCUCCCUUUUGACCUCCCCGGAUUCGCGUUUAGAAAGGCGAUUCGCGCAGUUGACCGGUUAGUAAACACGCUCGCCGAUUGCGCCAGGCAGUGUAAAAGCAAGAUGGAGGCCGGCGACGAGGAGCCGACUUGUUUGGUGGAUUUCUGGAUGCAGGAGACGCUGAGGGAAAUCGCGGCGGCGAAGGCCGCCGGCGACGCCGAGCCGUCGCACCCCGGCGACGUCGAGAUCGGAGGUCACCUCUUCGACUUCCUAUUCGCGGCGCAAGACGCGUCGACGUCUUCGCUUCUCUGGGCGGUCUCGCUGCUGGAUUCUCAUCCUGACGUCCUGUCGAGAGUCCGGGAGGAGGUGGAGCGCGUGUGGUCGCCGGAAUCUGACGGGCUGAUAACGACGGAGCAGAUCCGGGAGAUGAAGUACACGCAGAUGGUGGCGCGUGAGGUGAUAAGGUACAGGCCGCCCGCGACGAUGGUCCCACACGUGGCGAUGCGGGACUUCCCGCUGACGGAGUCGUACACGGUGCCCAAGGGGACGAUCGUUUUCCCGUCAGUUUACGACAGCUCGUUCCAAGGGUUCACGGAGGCGGAGCGGUUCGACCCGGACCGGUUCUCGGAGGGCCGGGCCGAGGACCAGCUGUACAAGAGGAACUUCCUGGCGUUUGGGGCCGGGGCCCACCAGUGCGUGGGCCAGAGGUAUGCGCUGAACCAUCUGGUGCUUUUUAUCGCCAUGUUCUGCACGCUGCUGGAUUUCAAGAGGCACCGGACCGACGGCUGCGAUGAGAUCGUGUACAACCCCACGAUCUGCCCCAAGGACGGGUGCAUGGUUACGAUGUCGAGGCGGUGCGCACGGUAUCCCGAUCUCGCUUCCAAUUGACGAGAAGGCCCCUCCUUAGGUCAUGAGUGUUGAUUAUGAUUUAUUCUGAAUCACAAUUAUAUGGUUUCGUGAUUCUUGUUAAGUUUCUUCUUUGUUCAUUGGCGAUGUGUUAUGAUUUUUCUCGUCUUCUUUUAUAAUUUUCUAGGGAAAAAAAAAACAAAAGAAAAAUGGUCUCUCUGUUUUACUUUGUGGUAAAGGGGUAUCUCGGGAUUUUGACCGAGAUGGGGAGAAGGAAGAGGAUUCUUUUUCAAAUAUUUGGGGGGAUGGGGACAUUGAUUCGGUGGGCAAUUGGAAUUAUUUUGUACGGAGAACACUCCCAAUAACAUCAGUGUGCUGGA
Molecule: messenger RNA, 3354 nt
Organism: Linum trigynum
Lineage: Eukaryota; Viridiplantae; Streptophyta; Magnoliopsida; Malpighiales; Linaceae
Source: the annotation of a GenBank genome assembly